Molecule: messenger RNA, 1581 nt
Organism: Acanthoscelides obtectus
Lineage: Eukaryota; Metazoa; Arthropoda; Insecta; Coleoptera; Chrysomelidae
Source: the annotation of a GenBank genome assembly
AUGGCCAACAGAUUUUUGCAUUAUUUGCAUUGCAUUUUGCAAAAUGGAGAAAUUUAUCCAAAGAGGCAAAAAAGCAACGACCAAAAAAAAAGAUGGAAUUAUUUUAGAAGAUCCUCAGAUAAAACGUUAGCCAAAUGCAAUACAUGCGGAAAAGAAUAUAAGACAACUGGCAACACAAGCUACUUGUCUGAUCAUCUGAAAAGAUUCCAUCCAGUCAUAAAUACGCAAGAUAGAGAAGAGGAAAGAAUAUUUGCAUCAGGAUCUGGUAGUACUGGUAGUUUCAGUAGGGGCAGUUCACCUUCCACAUCUGCUCAAUCCAGCCAAAGAUCAGUGAGUCCAUUUUUCAAGCAAGCAAUGCUAUACAACGAUCAAUCUUCUCGAAAGAAAAAUUUGGAUUUCGCUGUAGUUGACAUGCUUGCACUAGACUUUCAACCUUCUACAAUAAACAAGGGAUUCAAAAACUUAGUUUCUUUAUUGGAUCCAAGGUAUGAUCUACCCAGUACUUACACACUUGGUGGAAAACUACUAAAUCAACGAUACACUGACAUACACAAUAAGCUUAAAGAAGAUAUAUCAGGUGUGGACUAUGUAGCUUUAACAUGUAAUGGGCGGACCGCAAGAGCUACCGAGUCAUAUUUGACUAUAACAUGCCAUUUUGUGUCUAAUCAUCAAUUACAUGCUGAAGUGCUACCUACAAAGCCACUGACUAAUGGUGUUAAUCACACUUCAGAGAAUAUUGCUGCUUCUAUACAAGAAAUCAUUGAUGAAUGGGAAAUUGAUCACAACAUAACUUCCAUUGUAACAGAUAAUGCAGCCAGUAUGAUCAAGGCAUGUGAAUUAUUGAAGAAAAAACAUUUUCCAUGCUAUGCACAUACUUUGAAUCUUGUUGUUCAGGACAAUAUGAAAUUGAUACAACCAAUUCUGAAAAAAUGUAAAGACAUUGUAACUUUCAUUAAACAGAGCACAACUACAAUGGAAAUAUUUAAAAAAGAACAAAAUAGUGAAAAGCCUUUAAAGCUUAUACAAGAGUGUCCCAUACGUUGGAACAGUAGUUACUACAUGAUUGAGCAUAUUUUGAAAACCAAUGAAGCAAUUGGUAGAACAUUGCUAAAAGUCAGAAAAGCACCUCAACCUCGUUCUGUGGAUGAUAUUUGUGUUUUGACAGAAUUAGUAGAAGUAUUAGAAAUUUUUAAGGAGGCCACAAAAAAAAUUUCAGGUUCCAAAUAUGUAACAAUAUCAUUAGUAAUUCCAGUUACUAUGGGACUCAAUAAUAAUUUAAAAAUAACUUCAACAAAUAUGGAGACAGACGAUGGAAAAAAAUUCAGCAAGGGGCUUAUUGACUCAGUUAUAAUUAGACUAUUUCCAUAUGAAAACAGAACCGUGGCAAAAAUAACUUCAUUGUUGGACCCUAGAUUAAAAAAAGAAGGCUUUCGCAUUCCUGCGAAUGCCUGUGCAGCCAUAAAUUUGUUAGAUUCUGACAUGAUUUCCAUACUGAAAAAAAAAACAGAAAAAAAUGGGGGAUCAAAAUCAAAAUAUACAAGGUUUGUAAUAGGACUGAGUCGAUUUAAAAAAAAAUAUUGA